UAGAGACCUUGGAACUGUUGGAAGGUAAAUUCAAUACAAUCUUUUUAAAUGAACUUUGCUUCUAAAGUUGUAUUAAACCCUGAGAACCAUAUUAAUUUAGACCUUCUGGAGUAAUACUGGUUAUGUUGCUGAGUUUAUUAUCACUCUUUAACAUAACUCUUCUCAUUAGUUUUCCUUUAAUCCGUGUGCUUUAUGGUCUAAGCUCUAGUGAAAUAGAGAAAUAUGGUUGUUUUGUGAGUAGCUUGUGACUGUACUAAAUGUUAGGUAGCUAUAUUUGGCUUUGAGGCUGUCUUACUUUUUUUUCAAAUGAGUGGAAUCAAAUGACCAUUUAAGAGAAUCAUAUACAUAGAGACAUGUGUGUAUUUGUGUGUGGGGGCACUUUUAUGUUCUUGGAUUCUAGUUUAACUGAUUUGGUUUGUAGCAAUUAUGAAUCCUGAAUACUCUAAUCCUUUUAUCAGUGUCCCAUAAUUGUAAACUUAUGAACAACUUUGAGUAUAUAUAUGUAUUUAAACUCAUUAGUUCUUUUUGUAUUCACUUUCGCACUUUUUUCUUGACUGUUCCUUUUCAGAAAAAAGUUGAAUAGAAAAUAAGAACGAGGGGUGUUGAAUUAUUUGCAUGUGUCAUGUGUUCUGCAGAUAAACCCAUUUGGGUGUUAUUUUUAUUAUAUGUUGUUUUCUCACUUUUGUUUGAUUCUAUAGCAGCACAAUUUGACUAAAUAGCCCCACACACAUAUAUAGCAAAAGAUUUCAGAACAUUAAUAAGAAAGCAAAAAAGUUGAUCGGUUCAUGAAAAGAAAUGGUACUACACACGCAAGUUGUUUAUUCUUCUUCCUUGGACAUUUCUUGAUUGUUUAUUCCUUGUAAAUUAAAACAUUUUUUUCAUUUAUAUAUGAACCACAUUGUCCCCACAACUCUGGCUGAAUCUUUAAGCUGUAUCCACUAGAUAAUCUAAGCAUGUAUGUCUCUCUUUCUCUCUGUGUGUAUAUAUAUUUAUUGCAAACAUCUCCCUCCUUUCCUUUGUGACCAAAAGUGUAGUGCGAACCAUUUGUGAAACAAUCUCUUCAAGCUUCUUGUCUGCUCUUCAUCUUUUUUUGUUGUUUUAACCAAAGAAGUCUACAAAGUGAAGCUCUAUUAAUGGUCCUAGAUCUAAUUUUGCUUUUACUUUUCUCUUUUUGUUCGAUAUAGACAUUGUUACAAGUCCUAUUCAUCCACUUCUUCACUUUUUUUUUUGUUAUCUUACUAAAGCAUUGGUGAUGAAUCUGCAGAUGGAGUCUGUGAAACCAUUGGAUGUUGUUUCUUCAGGAAAAGGAAAACUCAGACGCACAUUUGCUAAAGUCAUCAACAUGAAAAAGCUAACCGGUGUUGUUCCAGAAGGUAACAACAAGGUUGAAAGAGUGAAGAAGAGCCAAGAAAAGGUGAAGUUGGAUAAAGAUUUAGCAAAGAAUGCUGCAAAUCUGUCUGAGUCCUUUGACAAGCUGGAGGAAGAGUAUGAGAAAAGACUGGCCAUGGAGGCUCUUCUUGCAAAGCUGUUUGCUACGAUUUCUUCGAUAAAAUCUGGUUAUGCGCAGUUGCAGUAUGCUCAGUCUCCUUAUGAUCCAAAUGGGAUUCAGAAAGCAGAUAACUUGGUAGUAGCAGAGCUGAAGACAUUAUCAGAGCUGAAACAGAGUUUCUUGAAGAAACAGCUUGAUCCUAAUCCUGAUAGAACUCUUGUUCUUGCGGAGAUUCAAGAGCUAAGAAGCGUCUUAAAGACUUAUGAGAUCAUGGGGAAGAAGCUGGAGUGUCAGUUAAAGCUCAAAGACUCUGAGAUCAUAUUUCUCAAAGAAAAGUUUCAAGAAUCCAUGACUCAGAACAAGUUGAUGGAGAAGAGAUUAAACCAAAGUGGCCAACUUUGCAAUCCAUUGGAUCAUAAUCUUCAUCUAUCGGCGGUAAGUUCGACCCAUUUCGUUACUUAUCUGCACCACACUGUCAAAUCCAUCCGAGGAUUCGUCAAGUUGAUGGUUGAGCAGAUGAAACUCGCUGCUUGGGACAUCGAUAUGGCUGCUGAGUUAAUUCAGCCUGAUGUACUCUAUUACAAGCAAGACCACAAGUGUUUUGCCUUGGAGCAUUAUGUCUGCAAGAUAAUGCUUGAAGCUUUUCAACUACCUUACUUCUCAAACGAAUCAUCGAAGAAGACGAGCAGAGAAGACAAAGCAAUGUUCUUUGAGAGAUUCACAGAGCUUAGAUCGAUGAAACCAAGAGAGUAUUUAGCAUCUCGGCCUAAAUCAAGAUUGGCUAAGUUUUGCAGAACUAAGUAUUUGCAGCUCAUACAUCCAAAGAUGGAGCAGGCAUUCUUCGGACAUUUGCAUCAAAGAAACCAAGUCACUGCAGGGGAGUUUCCAGAGACGAGCUUGUGCACUGCGUUUCUCGAAAUGGCGAAAAGGGUUUGGCUUUUACAUUGCCUUGCUUUCUCCUUCGAUCCUGAAGCUUCAAUCUUUCAAGUAUCUAGAGGUUGCAGAUUCUCCGAAGUGUACAUGAAGAGCGUGUCGGAGGAAGCGUUUUUCUCACCGGAGCAAGAAGAAAGCUCGUCGGAAACUGAACCGGGGGUUGCGUUUACGGUUGUUCCUGGGUUUAGAAUUGGGAAAACGACGAUACAAUGUGAGGUCUACCUCUCGCGUUCAUGUCAACGCCGUCAGAGCAGAUAGAUUCCGGUGAUGACGUCACAGGGGUAUUAGGGUAAUUUAUCUUGGGGAACUUUUUGGGGGUAGGAAAAUAUAUGAGAGAAAAUUUGUUGACCGUUGGAUUAAGAGAAGAGGCAAGUAUGUAUGUUGCUUGUUGAGAUUUAUGGUUUUUAUUUUUAUCUUUGUCAAUAUUAGAGCAGAGAGAGAGUCAGAAGCAUCUCUUAGCUGUUUUCCAUCAAAUUAUUAGAUGUUGUCACUACCUUAUAUCAUAUGUAAAUUAUUCGUAAUAAUUAGUAACUAUUGCUAUUUUCAU
This is a messenger RNA of Arabidopsis thaliana (thale cress), 2969 nucleotides long. RefSeq lists its product as hypothetical. The transcript has a single exon. Lineage: Eukaryota; Viridiplantae; Streptophyta; Magnoliopsida; Brassicales; Brassicaceae. The coding region runs from base 1253 to 2680 and encodes 475 amino acids. The record is from RefSeq and is marked reviewed. Gene Ontology annotation, biological process: negative gravitropism; response to red or far red light.